AUGUGUUGACAUUAGUUUAUAAUAGCUCAUAAUAGCCUGAGAGAAUGAUAUGUGCAUUGAAUUUGUGAAGGUAAAAAAAGGUUCAUAAAUCGGAUCAUCUAUUUCUACAUGUUCUAGGAGAACUCACUACAUUAUAUAAAUAACCAUGCCAGAAUACUGUCCAAGAUGUGAUAAACUUGUUUACUUUGCUGAAGAAAUUGUAGCUCUGAGCAAAAAAUGGCAUAAGUUGUGUUUUAAAUGUGGAAAUUGUAACAAGCUGUUGGACAGUACGUCUUGUACAGGUCAUGAUGGGGAUGCUUUCUGUAAAGCCUGCUAUGGAAAGCUGUUUGGACCAAAAGGAUAUGGAUUUGCAUCUGGUGCUAGUGGACUCUCUAUGGAUACAGGCAGACCAUACCAUGUCACAAGAGAUAAUGUGUCACACAUACAGACAGCUCAAAUAGCCCCCAAGUUAAACAACGGAACAGAGAAGCCAAGGUUAGGAUUAGCUGAUGGUUGUCCACGAUGUGGUAGACAGGUUUAUUUUGCUGAGGAAAAGAGAGCACUAGGAAAAAAGUGGCACAAAAUUUGUCUGAGUUGUCAUAGUUGUAAGAAGUUAUUAGACAGUACAACAUGUAACGAUCACAACGGUGAGAUUUAUUGUAAGGCCUGCUACGGUAAAAGUUUUGGACCUAAAGGUUACGGAUUUGCAGGUGGAGCCUCUGGAUUAAACAUGGAUACUGGUGUUAGAGGGGAGAUUACUACAAGGGAUAUAUCUACUUAUCAGAAGGCUCAGGCUGCACCUUUGAUCAAUGGUAAUGAAAAGUUUGGAGGUGGAAACAUGUGUCCUAAAUGUGGGAAAACAGUUUACUUUGCUGAGGAAGUCAAUGCCAAGGGCAGGAAAUACCACAAGCUUUGCCUUAGAUGUGGUAACUGUAACAAGAUGUUAGAUAGUACUACCUGUACAGAUCAUGGCAAUGAUGUUUACUGUAAGAAUUGUUAUGGAAAGCUCUUUGGACCAAAAGGAUAUGGAUUUGCAGGAGGAGCUUCUGGACUCUCCAUGGACACAGGAAAUCCUGAUGAAGUAACUCGAGAAAAUGUAUCAAGCUUAUCUAUUGCCCAGGCUGCACCACUACUUCCAGACACAAAACAAAAUGCUGUAAUAGGGGGUGGAGACAUUUGUCCUAGGUGUGGUAAAGCUGUCUACUUUGCAGAGAAAGUAUUUGGAGGAGGACAGACAUAUCACAAGAGUUGUUUUAAAUGUACUGCCUGUGGGAAAGGACUUGACUCUACUACACUUACACAUAAAGAGGAUGAAGUCUUCUGUAGAUCAUGUUAUGCAAAAUAUUUUGGACCAAAAGGAUUUGGUUUUGGACAAACCCUGCAGCAUACAGGAUAAAAUGAAACAAGUGGAUUAUAAAAGAUGAAAGUAUCUACUCAAGAAAAUCAAACCUGGCAUUAUCACAGAUUUCUUUGUUUUUGACAAACUUAUGCAUAAACAUUUUUUUUGUUAGGUUCUAAAACAUGAAGAUAUUAAUGUAUAAGUUUAAAUUGAUGUUGAUUGAACAGAUGUUUUUAUGCAUAUGGUAAUGCCAAAUGUGUUUUAAUGAAAUUUCUUUUCUUUGAUUUUACUAUACUUUUAAGUCAUGCAUGUGUUAGUUGUCUACAUUUUACAGAUCAUAUGCACAUAAUUUUUUUUUUUUUUUUUAAGAAUCUCAGAUAGAAUAUAUUUUUUUUUCUUUUUUAAUGGUAAUACAAAUAAUGAUUAUUUGGUUUCAAUUAUAUACCUUUUUUGGCAAAAGCCGAACAACACACUGUAGAUAUGACUUCCAUUAGUCAUUAACCGCAUUUAAGUCUGUUUAUAAAUAUAUAUGAUGUGAAAUUGAUCUGAAAUAUGCCCUGUCAUAAUAAUAAAUUUACAUUUGUUUUUUAUGAAAAUUUUAUGAAAAAUUGUAUCACAUAGCCCUAAAUUGGUGUAUUUGUAUUCUGAAUUUUAUUCUUUUUUUGUACUCUAGCUAUAUUUUAUUUGUUAAACUAAAUCAAACCAAUUCAGUUUAUUCAUAAUUAAUAAGUAAUUUUUCUUUUGUAACAAUUUAUAAUAUUUUAAUAAAAAAUCAUGCUUUCUUUCUAUAUAUUCAAAAUUUACAUAGAUAAUAUCAUACUUUUUACAUAUCAAGAAACAUGAAGUAAUUUUAUGCUUGCCAGACAAAAAGGUUGUGUGCAUUCCAUGUUUAAAGAUAACAUUUUUAUGUUGAAUUUUGAUAUUAUAAUCAUGAAGUUAGUAA
This is a messenger RNA of Mytilus californianus (California mussel), 2261 nucleotides long. RefSeq names its product muscle LIM protein Mlp84B-like. Gene Ontology annotation, biological process: sarcomere organization; muscle tissue development. The record is from RefSeq and is a predicted model, not a curated record. Bases 146 to 1375 code for a protein of 409 amino acids. Gene Ontology annotation, molecular function: structural constituent of muscle; actinin binding. The transcript has 10 exons. Gene Ontology annotation, cellular component: Z disc; nucleus; cytoplasm. NCBI's taxonomy places the organism in Eukaryota, Metazoa, Mollusca, Bivalvia, Mytilida, Mytilidae.